Messenger RNA from Racocetra persica, 2754 nucleotides. Lineage: Eukaryota; Fungi; Glomeromycota; Glomeromycetes; Diversisporales; Gigasporaceae. The record is from the annotation of a GenBank genome assembly.
AUGCCUAUAAUAAAUUUAAUGAAAAUUGUCGUUCUAGUUACGAUAUUAUGUGCACUGCAAUGUUAUUCGAUAGAAUAUCCACAAUAUCCUGCCAAUGAAAUACCAAAUAUAACACCUCCCCUAACGAAUUUUUUACUACCAGUUGACACCCAGUUAAAUAGAAAUAAUUUUAAUACUUCAAUAAUAAACGAAUCAAGUGUUGGGCUUCAUGUAUUCAAUGCAGCAAGUUAUCCAAAUGGACCGAUAAUCCUACGAUUAAUUCGUCGUGGUGCAAACAAUUGUUCUGAACCUAACUUGCAUCUAAGACUAAUAUUUUUGAAUAUUAUGGUUAUCAACAUUAACCCUAAUAUAACCACGAUUCCUUCUUUUAAUUUUUGUCCAAUUUCAACUAAUCCCCCACGUGAUCUGAUUCGUAUUUUUCCUUUGUCAUAUAACCAUACCAUGAUCGCGUAUUUACAAAAUAAUACUGGGAGUCCAGAAACACAUGAGGAAAUUGGAUUGUUUAUAGAUUGGAAUGGCAAAGUUAUUCAAAACAUAAGUCUUGGAUUUAUUAAUUAUACUGCAAGUGAUACAUCAUCAUUGGGUACAUUAGUGGUCGAUUCUUCCCAGAGAUAUGGAUUUAUAUGGGUUAACCGUGUGAUCCAAAAACAAUUUAUAAGAUGGACAAAAUAUUUGAUUUCAAACUCUCGUAUCGUAAAAAUUUCACAUAAUUCGGACCAAUUUGAUAUAUUUCCAUCUCAUCAAUAUCAAAUAAUUGCAACGAUUGAUGGAGGAUAUUGCUUUGUAAUGGCAGGUCCCUCAGUUAAUAUUACACCUGGCUUUAUCGAUGCUCAAUGGGAGGCUCGUGUAGUAUUUAUUCGUCCAACAACAUAUUAUACUACACAGCCUUCGAUAAUAUAUCAAUACACGUCACAAGCAAUUUCGAUGAAUAUUGAAACAUGUGACAAUACAUAUUAUGAGCCUGGAUUAGCUUGUGUUUUUAGUAUUAAAUCGAGUAACACUUCAAAUAUUUCUGCACGUUAUGUUAAAGUAGCGUUCCUUUCGAGUGGAGGUGUAAAGGCAUCUUCGACAUUGAACAUUACUGAUACUACUUUUAACGUAGAUAAGAUGUAUCAAUUGUGGAGUGGUGGAUACCUUUUAGUUAUUCGUUUGAAAACUAAUAACACUUUCAUCGGUUAUGUUUAUGAUACCCAAGGAAAUUUCAAUAAAACUUGGGAUUCACCUACAUUACCCGGGAAUCUUGUGAUACCGAAUGGUGUGCUUCAAAACAAUACUGUUUGGAUGUUUUUUGAUGUAAAUUCUACAGUAUCAAAUGAAAGCCAUUGGAAUUUAACGACAACUAUUGUCAGAAAAUUUGUUGCUCUUGAUCAUGUUUCUGACAAUUUAAAUAUCAACAUAACGUUCCCAAAUAUAACUGACAUUUUUUCAACAAGAAACCCGGAGAUCAAUAUGACAUUUUAUAAUCCAAUUGCAUUAUCAGUAGGAAAUAUUUCUAUAUACCAAGAUAGUGGCACAGAUUUGAUACCGAGAUUAUAUUAUAAUGCACAGAAUAACAGUGACAAAUUUAGAAUUUCACCAGAUUUAAAGACGAUUUCGAUAACAGUUUUGAAUAGUACAUUUGCUUCUCCAGGAAGCCGAUACUACGUUGUUAUGGAUAAUAAUUUUGUUAAAGAUUCGCUGUAUAGCGAACCUUUGACAGGUGCUAAUUGGAGUUUUACAACAGUUGGGAAAUCCCCAGAAGACCUCGGAACUGCAGUAUACGCGUUGACCCGCCUAAACAUGAAUGAGUCAUCUUAUUUCAAUAACCUUUUGAAGACCGAAAAAAUAGCUUAUCUCUAUAAUUUAAGUAUUGAACUUUCAUAUUCAGUUCCAACAGAUCCCUCAAACAUAAAAGCGGAUGAUCAUUUUCAAUGGGACAAAAAUGCUGCUUUACAGAUUUUAUUAAAAUUUCGAAUACUACCAGGGAAUAAUAGUGUGAAAAAUCUCCCCGUAUCUAAAGUUAUUGAAACAUUAAACGAUUUGAUAAUUAACAGAGAUGUUACAUUGGUAUCUGGAUUACCAAUAAGUAUACCAUUGGGAUUCAACAUAAUCACAUCAUUUUUCCUAUUAAUCCAUGAACUCUCACAGCAGGAUACUUCGUUCUAUGAGUGGUUUAGAAAAUAUCACAAUGUAGCAGCUUUAUCCAUUCUUUGCUCCGGGAUAGAUAUUGACAUAUUGACGCUAAUAAAUUCAAAAUUAGGGAAUAGUCCAUUUUUUAGUGCACCAUUAUCUAAUUCAAGUAAAAAUUGGAUACUCCGUGCUAGCUGUAUUAAUUUAUUUAUUGAAGAUGGACCUCAAAUAUGCAGACUUUUAAGACGCAAAGAAACACCUAAUUAUUCCGCCACCGUCAGCAGAUCAUACUUUGACCAUGAUGAUGCAUCAUCGAAGUAUAGCAGCGAAUACAUUGAGGAUAUACCAUCGUCACCCACUAUUGUUCCUGAGACAAGGAUAAAGCCGCCAGGUCAUGUGUGGAUGGGAUUUGGAAAUUAUGGCAUCCCGAGAACUCAUUCUCAAAGAGUUAAUUAUCCGUUACCGCCGCUGGGCAGGCGUAAUAAAGUUAACGCUAUGUCUGUUGAAAAACCGCGAGUUUCUAUGGAUAAUAUGGAGAGUAUGCCUGGAUUCACAGCAACGCAUAUCAAUGAUGGAGAAAGAAACGGUGAAGAGAUAGAGGAAGAAGAUGAUAUCCCUGAUGGAAGAUAUAAACAUUAUGAUCAU